AUGGUCAUGGCUUGUAAAACUUGUUCAAUGUUGUUGCUGUUUCUAAGCCUGGUUCUGGUCAUCAACCUUGUGCCUCAGAGUGAUGCAGCUCGCCGGCUUGCCGACGAGAUGAUACCCAAAGAUCAGGUGGCUGGACUGGGAAACAAAGAGGAGGCCAAGAUGAAGAGCUUUGGGGAGAUGAAGAACUCGCCACCCUUUCCCUUUCCUUUACCAUUUUCCUUACCGGACAUGCCGUUUGCACCACCCCUUCCUCAAGUUCCGAUUAACCAGCUCCCUCCAUUCCCAUUUCCACCUCCCUUUGGUGUUCCUCCAUUCCCAUUUCCACCUCCCUUUGGUCUACCUCCAUUUGGUCUACCUCCAUUCCCUGGUUUUCCUUUCCCUCCUGUCGCUUUUCCUCCCAUCCCUUUCUUCUCACCUCCUCCUCCAUGA
Messenger RNA from Theobroma umbraticum, 429 nucleotides. The record is from RefSeq and is a predicted model, not a curated record. NCBI's taxonomy places the organism in Eukaryota, Viridiplantae, Streptophyta, Magnoliopsida, Malvales, Malvaceae.